UCGCUAUCUCGCCUGCGCGAAACAUUUCACCCAUUUCUGUUCUCCAUUCUCUCUCCGCGAUUUCUCUUUCCUAAAUCUCAAAAGCUAUGGCGAUGAACAAUGGGUUGCGAUCCUGUGCAUCAAAGCUCAUGAAUUCUUCUGGGUCAAUCUUAUCUAAGUCAGCAAGCAGAGAAUUCCACUCGAGUGGGAUGAAGAUGGGGGGACACGGUCAUGAUGAGCCAUUCUAUCUUCAUGCAAAACACAUGUACAACUUAGAUAGGAUGAAGUACCAGAAGUUGACAAUGUCCCUCAGUGUAUUGGCUGCCUUCAGCAUAGGAGUUUUUGUCCCUGUUUACGCAGUCGUUUUCCAGCAAAGGAAGACUGGUUCUGGUUAACAGACUUCAUUUUACUUCAUUUACCCCACAUGGUUGGAAGUUAUACAAUACAGACUUCCUGUCUCGUUCCCUGUAUUGAAAGAUCAUGAUGGCUUUUUUCAUGUUACUUUCAGUUUUCUGCUUGGAAUUGGAAUCUUCCUUUGCUAGAACUUGGAAAGGUACAUUUGACAAUAAGAUUUUUGUAAUGAUUUCUACUGAAUCGUCUACUAUAUACCAGUGAUUGUUAUGGUUUUGGUUCAAUGAAAUUCUUCUCGUA
Molecule: messenger RNA, 630 nt
Organism: Spinacia oleracea (spinach)
Lineage: Eukaryota; Viridiplantae; Streptophyta; Magnoliopsida; Caryophyllales; Amaranthaceae
Exons: 2
Coding region: 87-374 (95 amino acids)
Source: RefSeq, a predicted model, not a curated record